AUGAGUGACAUUGAUAUCAUAAGAAGAAUUCUUGGUGCCCUCCCCAACGAGAAGCACUCCUCUUCCAAGAAAAAUGAUAUUGCAUUCAAGGCAACCAAAGAGAAGAAAGUGAUCAUCAAGAAAGAGUCAAGUGAUGAUGAAGAAAAUGAUGAUGAAGAUGAUAUUGCUCUACUUGUGAGAAGAAAUUUCAAGAUGCUCAAGAAGCUUGACAAAAGAGGAGUUAACUUUGACUCCAAGAAGAAAAAGUUCUAUACAUGUGGCAAGAAGAAGUCAAUCAAGUUUAUGCCUUGCUACAAUUGUGGUGAACUUGGUCAUCUUGCUCAUCAAUGUCCUCUCCCGGACAAGAGAAAGAAGAAGAACAAGAGAAAGAAUGAUGAGAGUGAUGAUGAUAAUGAGAAAGAUCACAAGAAGAAGCACUCUAACAAGAACAAGAAGCAUGACUAA
Panicum hallii is the source of this 444-nucleotide messenger RNA. RefSeq names its product protein PXR1-like. Gene Ontology annotation, molecular function: zinc ion binding; nucleic acid binding. The record is from RefSeq and is a predicted model, not a curated record. NCBI's taxonomy places the organism in Eukaryota, Viridiplantae, Streptophyta, Magnoliopsida, Poales, Poaceae. The transcript has 2 exons. Bases 1 to 444 code for a protein of 147 amino acids.